Molecule: messenger RNA, 1230 nt
Organism: Metarhizium brunneum ARSEF 3297
Lineage: Eukaryota; Fungi; Ascomycota; Sordariomycetes; Hypocreales; Clavicipitaceae
Molecular function (GO): oxidoreductase activity, acting on single donors with incorporation of molecular oxygen, incorporation of two atoms of oxygen; ferric iron binding
Source: RefSeq, a predicted model, not a curated record
AUGCAUCUCCAAGCGCUUGCAUCGUCUAUACUUCUUCUCUCCAGUGUGGCCGUGGCCCAUCCUGGCCAUGAUCUCACCGAGGAGAUUCUUGAGAGGCGAUCUUUCAAAAAUUCCGUCCGCCGUGCCUCACUGAGCCAUUGUGCCGAAAAAUUGAAGGCGCGCGGAGUCCAAGCUCGCAACCUGGAGCGAAGAGCAGCAACUGCAGCUCUGGCUCGUCUUUCCCGGGGCGUUUCCACGAGAGAUGCGGACUCAGCGCUUGGCGAGUCGCAUAACAAGACCAGCCUCGGCUACUCCGAGAAUACCAGCAUCUCGGAAAUCUUUUCUGGCAAUGCCUCAUGCGUACUGACACCAGAAGUUACCCAAGGUCCAUACUAUGUGGGCGGCGAACGCAUCAGAAAGAACGUCACUGACGGCCAAGCCGGGGUGGAUAUAACCUUGGACUACCAGGUCAUUGACGUUGAUACGUGUGAUCCCGUGCCAAACGUCUACAUCGAGAUUUGGCACUGCAACUCCACGGGUGUCUAUUCCGGCGUUGUCGCCAACGGCAAUGGGGAGUCGUCCGACGAGACCAAUAUCAACAACACCUUUCUACGAGGCAUACAAAAGACAGACUCGGACGGUGUGGCCCAAUUUGACUCACUCUUUCCCGGGCACUACACCGGACGGGCGACGCACAUCCACGUCAUGGUGCAUACCAAUGCAACCGAGCUGUCGAAUCAGACAUUGGGCAAUCAAGUCUAUGCUAGUCACGUAGGACAGACCUUUUUCGACCAAGAUCUGAUUACUGCCGUCGAAAAGGUCGAGCCAUAUGCCUCCAAUACGCAGUCAUUGACCGAGAACUCGGGCGAUAGUAUUCUGUCUGAAGAGGCUGAUACGACUGACCCGCUGAUGGCCUACACAUUGUUGGGAGACAGUGUCGCCGACGGUCUCUUUGCUUGGCUGGCAUUUGGCAUCAACACAUCCUAUGUAAACGAGGUUCAACCCGCAUCUUUCUAUUACGAGUCAGGCGGCGUUGAGAACCCCAAUGCUGGGUUCGGCGGUCCUGGGGGGAAUGGAGGCGGCGGCCCUCCUCCCAGCGGUGCUCCUGGCGGCCGGCCUGGGGGCAGCAAUGGCACGGGCACCUCGGGAGGCAUUGCCUCGCCUACCGCCAUCAGUAUGGGAAAUAGGUACACUAUUGGAGCUGUGACAUUCUCCUUGGUAGGACUUUUGCUGCCUCUGCUCUGGCUCUAA